CUGUUAUCUUUUACUUGUAACCGACUUCUGAUUGGAAAGGGACAGAAGUGGAUCCAGGAUGCAAGGAAUCUGGGCUCUGGCUGUUCUCUGUGUGCUCUUUGCAGAAAUAGAGGCUCAAAACGGGUCUCGUAAUAGAGUGCAGCAGAGCAAGCAACCAGUACAAAGUAAUAAACGUGGACCUUUCAAAUCAUGGAACAGCCAAAUGUAUCCCAUCUGGAAUGGAGGAAAGGACCAGAAGAGAGAUUGCUGGAAAGGAGGUGAAGUGACAUUUGAUAUUGUAAAUGAUUCGCCCACAUUGACUGGUGCAAAGACUACAUUCUCUAUCAAGCUCAACUUUCCCAAAAAUCAGACUGUGCUGCCUGAUGGACAGGUCAUCUGGAACCAGAACUGCACUGAAAAUGGUACCUGGGUAUCUUCUGGAGAGCCAGUUUAUCCUGAUGAAACCACUGAAGGAGCUGACUGUUCCUUUCCCGAUGGUCGCCCUUUCCCACUUGGUGCUGAGAAGAGACGCAGCAAGUUUGUCUACGUUUGGCAGACAUGGGGAAAAUAUUGGCAAGUGGUGGAUGGGCCUGUCUCUAAUCUGACUGUGGACACAGAUGACGUACCCCUUGGCUCGUAUAAUAUGGAAGUUGUCGUAUACCACUAUCGUGGACGCCAGAAAUUCAUCCCUAUUGGCAGUACCUCAUCCCAAUAUGCCAUAACUGAUCAGAUUCCCGUCUCUGUAUCAAUUUCCCAACUCCAGGAUCUGAACGAGGCAGACCAGCGUUUCAUUCAGAACAGAGCUGUGUCCUUCUCAGUAGCAGUCCAUGAUCCCAGCCACUACCUCCAGGCUGCAGACAUAUCUUUCUCUUGGGACUUUGGUGAUCAGAGUGGUACACUCAUCACAAGGAAUACAGAUGUCACUCAUACAUAUAUCUCUUCUGGCGUGUUCAGACCAAAAUUAACCAUGCAAGCUGCUAUCCCUAUAUCUCCAUGUGGCAGUACUGCUGCCUCCAUAACAGAGGGGACAGAUACCACCAAUGUGCCUCCUGAGCCUACAACUGAAGCAGAGGCUUCUACUACAGGUGUUCCAGUUUUGCCCACUGAAACCGAAUCUCCAAGUAAUACCACUUUGCCUGUUGAAGCAGAGCUGAUCACUGCAGAAUCCGAGUUAAACAUGGAGGUUGUUACUGUGCCAGAGGUUGUCCCUGCUGAGGGGGAGGCUGCUACCGAUCCUGAGGUUGUCCCUGCUGAGGGGGAGGCUGCUACCGAUGCUGAGGUUGUCCCUGCCGAGGGGGAGGCUGCUACCGAUGCUGAGGUUGUCCCUGCCGAGGGGGAGGCUGCUACCGAUGCUGAGGUUGUCCCUGCCGAGGGGGAGGCUGCUGUCGAUCCUGAGGUUGUCCCUGCCGAGGGGGAGGCUGCUACCGAUGCUGAGGUUGUCCCUGCCGAGGGGGAGGCUGCUGCCGUUCCUGAGGUUGUCCCUGCCGAGGGGGAGGCUGCUGCCGUUCCUGAGGUUGUCCCUGCCGAGGGGGAGGCUGCUGCCGUUCCUGAGGUUGUCCCUGCCGAGGGGGAGGCUGCUGCCGUUCCUGAGGUUGUCCCUGCCGAGGGGGAGGCUGCUGCCGUUCCUGAGGUUGUCCCUGCCGAGGGGGAGGCUGCUGCCGUUCCUGAGGUUGUCCCUGCCGAGGGGGAGGCUGCUGCCGUUCCUGAGGUUGUCCCUGCCGAGGGGGAGGCUGCUGCCGUUCCUGAGGUUGUCCCUGCCGAGGGGGAGGCUGCUGCCGUUCCUGAGGUUGUCCCUGCCGAGGGGGAGGCUGCUGCCGUUCCUGAGGUUGUCCCUGCCGAGGGGGAGGCUGCUGCCGUUCCUGAGGUUGUCCCUGCCGAGGGGGAGGCUGCUGCCGUUCCUGAGGUUGUCCCUGCCGAGGGGGAGGCUGCUGCCGUUCCUGAGGUUGUCCCUGCCGAGGGGGAGGCUGCUGCCGUUCCUGAGGUUGUCCCUGCCGAGGGGGAGGCUGCUGCCGUUCCUGAGGUUGUCCCUGCCGAGGGGGAGGCUGCUGCCGUUCCUGAGGUUGUCCCUGCCGAGGGGGAGGCUGCUGCCGUUCCUGAGGUUGUCCCUGCCGAGGGGGAGGCUGCUGCCGUUCCUGAGGUUGUCCCUGUCGAGGGGGAGGCUGCUGCCGUUCCUGAGGUUGUCCCUGUCGAGGGGGAGGCUGCUGCCGUUCCUGAGGUUGUCCCUGUCGAGGGGGAGGCUGCUGCCGUUGCAUUAGAAGUUGAGGUCGCAUCAGCAGCUCAGACUGUGGCUGCCACUGGACAGGAAGAUGUGUUACUACUUGCAAAGAGACAGGCUCCCGAGGAUCCUCUUGUAGGCUGCCUCCUAUAUCGUUAUGGAACAUUUGCAACUGAACUGGAUGUUGUUCAGGGAAUUGAGAGUGUCGAGAUUGUGCAAGUAGACUCCAUAGCGGCUGUCGGUGUGGAGAACGCUGUGGAUCUCACUAUAACCUGUCAAGGGGGUCUUCCUAGCCAGGUGUGCACAGUCAUAUCUGACUCAAACUGUCAAAUUCCUCAAGAGACACUGUGUAACCCAGUGGAGCCCUCAUCUGACUGCCAGAUGGUUCUACGGCAAGUGUUCAACGGGACCGGUACCUUCUGUGUCAAUGUGUCCUUAACGGACAACGUUAGCUUGGCUGUUGCUAGUACACAAGUAACAGUGUCAGGAGGUCCAGUAUCCUCAACAAACGGUAUAGUCGUAACUGUUGGCAUUCUUCUGGUUGCCCUGGCUGUGGCUGCUGUUGCGUAUACAUACAGACGUACAAAGUCUUACACGCCCCUACGUACAGAGAAUGCUUCAAUCAACUGGUUCCCUGACCGCUCAUCUCUACGCCUCUUCUUUCAAAAUGCCCUUGGACGUUCCAUAAAUGGCGAGAGUAGUCCCCUCUUAAAUGGUCAUGUUGUGUAAUAAAGAAAAGAUGGAACAGUA
Molecule: messenger RNA, 2944 nt
Organism: Pelobates fuscus (common spadefoot toad)
Lineage: Eukaryota; Metazoa; Chordata; Amphibia; Anura; Pelobatidae
Product: melanocyte protein PMEL-like
Exons: 13
Coding region: 59-2923 (954 amino acids)
Biological process (GO): melanosome organization
Cellular component (GO): melanosome; plasma membrane
Source: RefSeq, a predicted model, not a curated record